Lottia gigantea (owl limpet) is the source of this 863-nucleotide messenger RNA. RefSeq lists its product as hypothetical. The coding region runs from base 38 to 511 and encodes 157 amino acids. The transcript has a single exon. The record is from RefSeq and is a predicted model, not a curated record. Lineage: Eukaryota; Metazoa; Mollusca; Gastropoda; Lottiidae.
UUCAGGACAGCAAAAUAUCAUCAAGUAUCUGCUGACCAUGCCUGGUGCUCUCUGUGACUUAAGAAGCUUCGGACAACAACCAGCUGUUCCCAAUUUUCCUGGCCAGACAAUUCCGGAUCAGACGAUUCCGGGCCAGACAAUUCCAGGACAAACCGUUCCUGGUGUUGGUGGAAUUCCUGGUUUUCCAACUGCAGGAAUCCCCGGUGUAGGAGGAAUCCCCGGUGUAGGAGGAAUUCCCGGUCUAGGAGGAAUCCCUGGUUUGGGAGGAAUACCCGGUUUGGGAGGAAUCCCCGGUUUAGGAGGAAUCCCCGGUUUAGGGGGAAUUCCUGGUUUAGGAGGAAUCCCCGGUUUAGGACGUGCAGCAGCAUUGGCCAAUCCGAUAACGUACGCUCUAUUUGGAGACAUCGGAGAGGGUAGCCAAGGAAUGCUACUACUGAUGGCCCUGACGGGAGGAGAUACCCGCCAAAUGUCCAGAAUCUUAACUUGCAGACGACUUUUGAGGACCGGUUAAUUAAAACCAACUCUUCAUUGAUCAUCUUUCAAUAUCAAUUUACUGCUGUUCAUAUUAACAUACACAUCGAGAUCUUUCGCUUUGUUUUUAUUUUCUUGUACGCAAACUUACUUCAUUCGUCUUCACAGAAUGAGAUGAAAUAGGCUACCCAAAGAAAAGAGCGAAGCAAAAUUUCUCGAUUUUGUAUUUAAUCAGGUUGUAUCUAAACGUGUUUUCUAUAUUCGAAGUGGUUUCCUAUUUCUGUAUUUUAAGGAUAAUCCCUAUAUCAUAACAAUUUAUAUAUUCUCACUGUUGAUUGUUGUUGUUUUUUGGUUGUAUUUCGUUUUUGUAAAUAAAUAUCCUUCAUGUAAUU